Molecule: messenger RNA, 5205 nt
Organism: Micropterus dolomieu (smallmouth bass)
Lineage: Eukaryota; Metazoa; Chordata; Actinopteri; Centrarchiformes; Centrarchidae
Product: NGFI-A-binding protein 1-like
Exons: 8
Coding region: 449-1960 (503 amino acids)
Biological process (GO): negative regulation of DNA-templated transcription
Cellular component (GO): nucleus
Molecular function (GO): transcription factor binding; transcription coregulator activity
Source: RefSeq, a predicted model, not a curated record
CUCACUCACUCACUCACACACAUACAUACAUACAUAACACACACUUGGAGGAAAAAGACGCACAGAAAGACGCACGAAGGUCAGCGGCUCUUCACUGAUAUUCUGCGCUUUUUUUUUUCUUCUCUCAACUGCAGGAGAAAGAAAAAGUUUCCAGAAAGAGAGGAAGAGAGAGGAGAAGGAGGAUCGCUCGGUUUGAGCACGCAAAGACAAGCAGACGCUCUUUGGCUUCUUUUUGUCCUGGAAAUAAUUUUAUUUUAUUUUAAAUUUUACGCGCCCCGCUGUCCUGGUGGAUCCAUUCUUUACGGGCUUUCUUUUUGUUGUUGUUGUUGUUGUUGUUUCACAAAUUAGCACCCAGGCUUUGUGCUGAUAAUCAGUGAAGACGAAGGGGAAACGAGGAGAGGAAGAACUGGACCAGGGCGGACCAAACGGGGCCAGAAACUCACCAGGUAUGGCGGCGGUGUUGCCGAGAACCCUGGGUGAGCUGCAGCUCUACCGGAUCCUGCAGCGAGCGAACCUGCUCUACUACUACGAGGCCUUCAUCCAGCAGGGCGGCGACGACGUGCAGCAGCUGUGCGAGGCCGGGGAGGAGGAGUUCCUGGAGAUCAUGGCCCUCGUCGGCAUGGCCAGCAAGCCGCUGCACGUGCGCCGCCUGCAGAAGGCGCUGCGCGACUGGGUCACCAACCCGGCCAUCUUCAACCAGCCGCUCACUUCGCUUCCCGUCUGCAGCAUCCCCGUCUACAAGCUGCCCGAGGGCUCGCCCACGCUGCUCAGCGCGCAGGACCGAGCCAACACCGCCAGCGUCAAGAUGCCCAAAGCCGUCGCCGCCGCCUGCUCCGACCCAGGGAAGCUAGAUGUGGCACGAGACAAGGUGUCAGCGGGGUCGCCCCUGCAGGGCAGCAGCGAGGCUCGAUUCUGGUCAGGCCACAGCAACGACAGCGAGCACAGUCUGUCGCCGUCAGACCUCGGCUCCCCGUCCUCGCCGAGAGACGCACUGGAGGCUCUGGACGCUGCGGCCGUCCAGUCAGUCCUGGAGUGUGUGGACAGGAUGGCACCGGGACUUCCUAAAACAGACCUGGCUGAGGUCAAAGAGCAGCUGAAGAACAACAAGAAACUGGCAAAGAUGAUCGGACACAUCUUUGAAAUGAGUGACGAUGACCCGCGGAGGGAAGAGGAGAUUCGGAAAUACAGCGCCAUCUAUGGACGCUUUGACUCCAAGAGGAGAGAUGGCAAACACCUGACGCUGCAUGAGCUGACGGUGAACGAGGCGGCGGCUCAGCUUUGUAUGAGGGACAUGGCUCUGCUGACACGCCGAGAUGAGCUGUUCGGACUCGCCCGCCAGAUUUCCAGAGAGGUCACCUACAAAUACACCUACCGCACCAGCAAGUCUCGCUGUGGAGACCGAGACGAGCCGUCCCCUAAAAGGAUUAAAACAGAGGAGAACUUCUUCGACAUCCAGGAGGCGCUGCAGGCGAUCCACAUGAGGCAGGAGAUGCUGAGGGAGCAGCUGGCCUGCGCCAAGUCGAAAGGAGAAGAAACCGUCGGACGGAAUCUGCAGAUGCAGCUGGAGCGUCUGCUGGCCCGGCAGAUGGAGAUCCUGCAGGACGCCGCUGUCCAGGAGCGACUCCAGGCUCUGGACUGGAGGAUCCCCCCUGCCGCGUUAAAGUACCUCAACGACGCCCAGAACACCAACGGAGCCUCCGCCGCCGACGCCAGCAGAGACAACCAAGAUGAACGACCAAUCAACUUGCGGGUGGUUAGUCAGAACAUGCAGGAAGGUGACCUCCCAUUGGGCAAGCAGCUAGCCAAUGAACUGAAGCGCCAUCACAACCACAACAACAACAACAGCAACAACAACACAGACGAGACCAAAACACCAGCAACAGAAAACGGGACAUCGCAGCGAGCGUCCAGCAACACAGAGAAGAAGGCCAUCAAGUCAGAGCCGGAAGACUCCACAUAGUGCCUCCUGCCUCUCCACCCCUUGUACCCGCCCUCAGUUCAUUCUACUCACACUUGACAGUAUGCAGUUAUUACCCAUCAAUAGAUACUAAACAAGCACAGCCACAGUAGAGCCUUAACAACCAAUGUUGCCUCAUGAAUAGCAUUUAUUUUUCUUUGAUUUUGUCUUUUUGGUUUGUUUUUUUUAAAAUGUAUUUGCCAAAGCACCUACAGAGCAUGUCUAGAAGCGCGUCAGUGCUCUACAGGUCUUUGUCUCUUGGUUCAUUGUACACGUUAGAUUUCCAUGUAAUAUUUAAGAGUGCUCUGUUGCAGACAUUUGUACACUCUUUACCUCUGCCUGGGUGGUGUUUUUGUUGCUUUCUUUGGACAGCCAGGUUGCAGGCUAUGAUGCCGGGGCUGAGUCUUAACUCAAAUGUGGAUUCAGAGAUAAUAAUAACAAUAAACUUUACCUAUAGAGCACUUAUCAAAUCAAGGUACAAAGUGCUUCACAGAGAGAAAGAUGAAAUAAGAUAAAAACACAACUCCAAACUGUUGGAACAUGUUUGUAGGACGACCAUAUAGCCAAUGUUUUAAGGCCUCCUUCACUCACAUGUACCUUGAAACUUAACUAUAUUUCAGGUAUCCAGUGCUUCUCCUUCAGAUUUUUAGCUGUGUUGCUCUAGGGAUGACAGUGCCACUACCUAAUAAUAUUUAUAUAAAUAUCGGAUGGAUUGGCAUGAAAUUUGGUACAGACAUUCAUGCCCUUUGGAGGAUAAAUCCGAAAGACUUUGGUCAUCCUCUGGCUUUUGAUUGAGCACCACCUGCAAGUCACACUUUAUAUGAUUAUAUUUUAUGGCACACACAGUGGUGCAUACAUUGUUGUUUCCGAGAUGAUGUAACCUAAUGACUUUGGUGAUUAUAUUUGGUUUGCGGUGAAAUAUCUCCAAAACUAAUAGUUGACAAAGUUUAAACUUAUUUGUCAAAUACUUUGGUUUAUGACCAAAUACCUGCCAAACUAAUGGCAUUCCCAUCAGCCUCAGCUGUACAUAGUACUAAUUUAAUAUUUGUUAGCAUGAUUACUAAGAUGACCGUGGCAAACAUUACUUUUAGCUUGAAAGCAAUCCAAGUGAAUUAUGUUCGGGAUGGAAACACUGUGUAACCCCAUUAUUUUGGGACGGGCAGCUCUUGUAGGCAAGGUCAACAAAUCAGUAUUACCUUAAUACUAAUAUUACUGAGGCUUUCGUAAUGAUUUAAAAUGUAAUUGUAAUGUCUUAUAAUAUGUCAACACAAAGUGCUUAUUGAUGCUUUAUGUUGCCAGGCAUCAACACAUUAUAGAUGUAACUUUUGAUAAACUAUAAAUACAAGCAUAUAUGAGUAAAUAAAUGAGUGGAAACAAGAUCAAAGUCAUUAACACAUAAUAAUGGCAGACAUAGAGUUCAACAACUUUAUUAACCCAGCAAAGCAAUUAGUUAAGAGCAGCUACAGACAACACACACACACACACACACACGUGUUACCUAAUUUUGAGAUAUUUGGUAUCUAAAAAUUCAAAAUCCAUGUUGUGUUUACAAGGCAACUGGAAUUCUUGACUAUUAUAAGAAAACUUAGCAACAACAGCCAAAGAUUUAGCAGCAUUUGGCUGGUGACUUAUUGUCUUUUCCCUGGCUGCUUCCCCACAUCUUCUGAGCCUCUAUCGUUCUCCCAAAUCUAACUUAGGUGUCUGCAUUUGUACUGUAACUCAAAACAAAGGUGUAAAAGUACUGUAGGGAGAUAGAGUUAGGAUUCAGCCCCUGUAGCAGGUUCAUUUUUUUUUGUAGUUUACUUCAAAUGGGAAAACAGAAGAGGUUUGAAUUAAUCCUUCCGUCCUUGCUCUUGUCUUGUGUAUAUUUAUGGGAGGUAAUUUAAGAAGAGCAUGUAUGGGAGCUGUUGUGGAAUAACAGCAGGGGACCACUGUCAUUCUUCUUGGCAGGAUGGCUGGGCUGGCAUGCCGGAGGCCGAGCUAAUUGAGCUCAUUUCACUUUGUAAUUUAGCUAAACACUGCUGUUGAUCCGAAACCACACAUCUGCAAACAGGGAGUAUUUUAGGAAUAAAGCCUCUGUAUUCCUUAAAGAAUAAAAUAUUAUAUAUAUAUAUAUUUAUAUAUAUAUAUAUGUUUGUAUAUAUAAGAUUGCAGGCAUGUGGUUUUUCAACAACCGUGGCAAAAAGCAAAAUUCCUGUUUAUUGCUGUUCAUCGCGGAGCAGCAGCCUGGGGUCUGUAAAUAGUACCGUGAUAACAAAUAGUGCUAGCCUAAUCUCUCAACCAGGGUUCUCCUUUGUCAAGUGUAACUUUGCUGUAGAUUUUUGGUGUCUAUACAGUGUUUAUGUAUGUAGAGCAAAAACAAAAGAAGAAAACUCAAGUGUCACUGAGGAAAAAAUACAACAGUGUGAAAGUGUAUGGUGUAUAAAAACAUGCUUUACCUGAUGAUAAUGUUGAUUAGCCUUAGCUCUUAACAGUGUUUAAUCCACCUGUGAUGGCCAUCAGUGCAUAUUUCAAAGAUGUGUUUUUUGCUGUUUAGAGGUAAAUACAUAACAAAUAAGUGUUCACUGUGUUUUUAUGUAUUCGCCACACUGUGUAAAUACGUCUGUUUGGAUAAUAAUGUCCAGACAAUUUGGUCUAACUCUCCUUUCCCCCUUACUUCCUGCAGAUAGUUUAGUCUCACUCAGCGUAAUGACAGACCAAUGCAAUAUUUAUGUAAGUAAUAAGUCUAUUUGCAUACUAUAUGGAUAUGUCAUUUGUUAUGUGCUCAGUAACUGUAUGUCUGUCACGAACUUCAGGGUGGGAAUUCACCUACAACUUGGGAAAUGUUUGUGUUGUCUCACUUUUAGUGCUCAGGGCACUGUAUUUGUAUUUAAAGACAUUGUGUUCUUUUCACGAAAUCGCAGCCACUAUGGCAAAAAACUAGUGGGAAUUUGGAGUCAUGAUCUGUUGUAAAAAAUCUAGUUUGCUAGUGAAUUCUGGGAGAUAAAGCCAUCGUGGCUCGGGGACAAAAUAUCUUUUGUUUCCAGCCUGAUUGGCUCAAACACUGGCCUAGUUAGUGUGACUGUCGUACGAUGUUUCAGAGAAUAGCGCAUGUCUGACCUGCCGUCUCACUGAUCACUGUUCUCCUCACUGUUUAUGGUAAAGUGAUAGAUUAGGCUUCACCUAGUUAUGCACCUGUUUUUUAAACACUAAUAUAUUUUAUUUGUUAUACAGCACAUAAACAUUAAACUUUAUUUUUUUGAACUCUA